Pseudomyrmex gracilis is the source of this 2281-nucleotide messenger RNA. It is a transcript of the gene path, whose product is annotated as proton-coupled amino acid transporter-like protein pathetic. Bases 335 to 1753 code for a protein of 472 amino acids. The transcript has 9 exons. Gene Ontology annotation, cellular component: vacuolar membrane. The record is from RefSeq and is a predicted model, not a curated record. NCBI's taxonomy places the organism in Eukaryota, Metazoa, Arthropoda, Insecta, Hymenoptera, Formicidae. Gene Ontology annotation, biological process: amino acid transmembrane transport. Gene Ontology annotation, molecular function: amino acid transmembrane transporter activity.
CGGUGUGUGGCGGUGGAAAGCCACCAAGUGUGUGGCCAACUACCGGUCUGGACGGCAGUUGGUGGUGAUCUUUCGAACGGACGAUUACGCGGAUAGAAACCGCGAGGAGACGGUGCGAUCCGAAAAUUCGCGGUGGAUCCGAUAUAAAAUUAUCGUGACCCGGGAAUGAGAUAGAUUCACCAAUGUGAACAUCCGCCGCGCGCACACACACACACACACACACACGAACACACGUGGUUUUUUUCAGUCGUUUGCAAGACAAUAUCGCGACAAAAUAACGAGGCACUGGCUUGGCAGGUAACAGUGGAGAUAGCAUACCAGCAAACAAGCCACUAUGGUGGAAAACGACAAAGCUCCGACGGAAUUGGACACUUUCCUAUCCCACGACGGAUCCCACCUAAAAGAUGGCGUUUUGUCCGCCAAGUACAAGGUACAGGUCGCUCCGCGUGACGUUGAAGGUGGAUUGGGUGAAAAUGAGAAGAGUUUCGAUCCCUUUGCGGAACGCAAAGUCGACAAUCCGACGACGGAUUGCGAUACGUUGACGCACUUGUUAAAAGCGUCCCUCGGCACCGGCAUACUGGCCAUGCCUAUAGCCUUCAAAAAUGCCGGACUGCUCGUGGGUAUAAUCGCCACGAUACUCGUCGCGGUCGUUUGCACGCAUUGCGCGUACAUUUUGGUCAAGUGCUCGCACAUGCUUUAUCACAAGACUCGAAAGACAGAAAUGGGAUUUGCCGAGGUGGCCGAGACUGCUUUCAACAACGGACCUCAGUGGGGGAAAAAAUUCGCGAAACCUUCCAGAUAUCUCAUACAAAUCAGUCUGUUCACCACGUAUUUUGGCACCUGCAGCGUGUACGCGGUAAUCGUCGCCGCAAAUAUCAAACAGAUUAUCGAACAUUACUACGUGGACGGCGGCGAGUACAACAUCCGGCUGAUCACUGUCUACUUGUUAGUGCCAUUGAUUUUACUCAGUUGGGUGCCCGAUUUGAAGUACCUCGCGCCAGUUUCGAUGGUAGCAAAUAUAUUUAUGGCCGCGGGAUUGGGUAUAACGUUCUAUUAUCUCGUCUGGGACUUGCCGCCGGUGACCGAAGUGCCUUUAGUAGCGAAGUUGGAAAAUUUUCCGCAGUUCUUCAGCGUUACCAUAUUUGCCAUAGAGGCGAUCGGCGUGGUGAUGCCCCUCGAAAACAACAUGAAAACACCGCAGCACUUCGUAGGAAUCUGCGGAGUUCUCAACAGAGGAAUGUCCGGUGUCACUCUCAUUUAUAUUCUGCUUGGAUUCCUCGGAUAUGUCAAGUAUCAAGAUCAAGCGCUCGGUAGUAUCACUCUGAAUCUGCCGACGGAAGAAAUACCGGCACAAGUUGUCAAGAUACUGAUUGCUCUCGCAGUGUUCUGUACCUUCGGUUUGCAGUUCUACGUGUGUCUCGAUAUCGGAUGGACUGUCAUAAAGGAUCGCUUCGAAAAAAAACCACUUUUGGCCAACUACAUUAUGAGAACGGUGCUUGUGUGUGGUGCAGUUCUUUUGGCUGUGGCGGUGCCGACCAUUGAACCAUUCAUCGGCUUGAUCGGUGCAUUUUGCUUUUCCAUUUUGGGCCUUCUCAUUCCAGUCUUCAUUGAAAUUGUAACUUAUUGGGACGUCGGCUUCGGACCGGGAAAUUGGUUAGCCUUGAAGAAUGUAAUUAUAUGUGUGAUAGGUUUGAUGGCGUUGAUAUUUGGAUCGCGCAGUGCCAUAAUGGACAUAGUGCGAUUGUACACUUGAUGGAAAAUACGUUUUCCAUUUUUCAUUUAGUGCAAAUAACUUAACCGGGUGUAUACCAAGAGUUUUUUUUUAUUGUGAUUUUGAAUCUGUUUACGAUGUAGGUAACGGAUAUUUUUUAAGAUGAAUCAAAUGUGUAACGCAACAUUCGUGAACAGUUAUUGAAUUUCUAAACAAAGUCAAUAUAAUCAAGAUUCUCGGUGUUUCUAUACAGUCAUAUGUCGAAAAUUAUGAAUUUUUUCUGAUCUUAUAUAUACAUGUUAUCAAAUACUGAUGAUAGGCAAAAACUAUUUCUGAACAUAAUAGACAAAAUUGCAUAAUUUCUCACUGACAACACUAUAAUUUAUUGGUGACAGUGAGAAAACUGAUUUUAUAAAUUUUGUAUAUAUUUUUUUAGAAUUCUAAAUGAAAGUGUUCUACAAUCUUAUAUCGUUAGAUCAAGUAUCUAAUUCUAUACCCGGUAAAAAAUUUUUCAUAUAUAUAUAUACUUAUACACAAAUUAAAAUAAUUAUAUCUAAUUAUGCAAAUUUA